Molecule: messenger RNA, 1425 nt
Organism: Penicillium brevicompactum
Lineage: Eukaryota; Fungi; Ascomycota; Eurotiomycetes; Eurotiales; Aspergillaceae
Exons: 5
Source: RefSeq, a predicted model, not a curated record
GUCCCUCUAGGUGCCAUGUAUGUGCCACCAGGCCAGUCGCCGCCUUUCGAGGUUGUGGAUGACCUACACCAUGGCGCAUGGGUGAUUAUUACCGCGGCACUGGGACUGGUGGUCUCGCUCGUUUGCUUCUUGAUCCGGCUUUAUGUGCGACUGUUGUUAAUUCCGCCUUUCGCGAGGGACGAUUGGGUUUUGCUAGGGGCUACGGCUGUUGCGGUGAUACAAGCGAGUCUGGUAUUCUAUGCCUGCUCGCGUGGAUUCGGCACUUCGAUAUCGUUGUUGGAGAAUGGGAGGCUUCAUCAAAUACAGACUUUGAUCGCUACCAGCGAUAUCAUCGCUUUGAUUAUUAUAUAUCUGUCGAAAUGCUGCGUUGUAGCGAUAUACUUGCGUCUCACCCCGCAGAAACGGCACAAUCGAGCUUCUUGGGCGACGCUGGCCUUGUGCACUAUCUGGGUCAUCCCGGCUGUUUUCACCGUAAUGGUCAACUGCGAAUUGAAUACACCUUGGCGAGGUGGCGGCGGUCAAUGCCCAGACUUGUACAAACGAUGGCAAUUCAUAGCUGCUGUCGACGUUAUAACCGAGAUCCUUCUAUUUAUACUAGCCGUCGUUCUCCUCAAAGGCCUGUUCAUGUCCGUUCGUCGCAAGCUAGCUAUCGGCUUCGCUUUCAUCUUUCGCUUUCCACUCAUAAUCCUCUCAAUAAUCCACAUUUCCGCUCUCCACACUGCCCUCAAAAGUGACGACACAACCCUCGCCUCCGUCGAACCAACAGUCUGGAUGCAAGUCGAACUCCACUAUGCCCUAGUCGCAUGCAGCGUCUUCUGUAUACGUCCUUUCAUGGCAGCCGUCAGCACAAACUACGGCACAGCAGGCGACUCAACCCUAGAAAGCAGUGCAUCGAGAACAAACACAAAAGAAGGCUCCAAAUCCGGAUCCGGAUCCGGAUCGAGUCGAGAUCCAGCGUCGAGAUCUAGAUCGCGUUCGCGCGCUCACCGAAAGGGAGCUGGAACAGUGACCAGGCCACCUACUCGCAAAUCUGGUUCUGGGAUCAAGAAGUUUGCAAACUUCUCGCUGGGGAAUGAUGCCGGUGAACAUGCGCACGUGGUACUUUCGAAGAGCCAUCGAGAGGAUGCAGAUACAGAGUGUGAGGGGCGGUCACCGGUGUGUCGAUCGAUGUUUCAGCUCGGGACGCGGAAGAGCUUUCCGAAUUUGGAGAAAGGGAAGCAUGGGUCGUCGAGCUCUGUUUUCCCGGACUCGGAUUUGAUUGAGCUUGUGACGAGGCCGUCUACUCACCAUGCGGGUAGCUCGGAAGGUUCUACUGGUGAUGAGCGGAUGGUCAUUCGGAAGGAAGUUCGCUAUUCUAUUCAGUACGAAGAUGAGAAUCCGGGUAAGAAGGAGGGAUUAGCCCAUGAUGUUUCUGUUUAUGUAUAG